Molecule: messenger RNA, 543 nt
Organism: Didymodactylos carnosus
Lineage: Eukaryota; Metazoa; Rotifera; Eurotatoria; Philodinida; Philodinidae
Source: the annotation of a GenBank genome assembly
AUGUCUUCCGGGCCGUGGCCCUUACGGCCAGCAAGCAGUUAUGGUCCCUCGAUUCUUCGACCUUUGUCCAGAUAUACAACGCCAACCUCUAUGAUAGUGAAUCGAGCACAUUCAAUGUUAAGUGAGUACGCAGACGGCAAUUACUAUCCAGUACAACCUCAGCAUCCUUAUCCUUACCCCAGUCAACCGGUGUACUAUCAGGACUAUGAUCAAAACAUAUCUUAUGGCUACUCAGCACCUGAUCAACAGAAACAACAAAUAGGUACGUUAUCUACAACAACGAUGAGUAACCAAGUGCAACUAUCCAACCCUCAACCGGUGACAGUUCCUGCUACACCUAAAAAUCGACGUACUCUUGCUAAUAUGGAAGAAGAGAAUGAUGAAUUAAAUGAUUUUAUAAAUGAUCCUACAACAAAAACAAUAGAACGUAAUCGUAAAUAUCAGAAAACAAACAAUCAGUAUGCGAUGAAUCAUAUGAUGAAUCAUUCAACUUCACGAUCAAUAAUAAUAAUAAUAAUAAUAACAAAAAAAGUAUCAGAGUAG